GCUCAUAAAUAACGUGAAAAUACAUUUUGUCAAGAGUUAUUUUCCUUUAACAUUUUGAAUCGAAAGUAGUUCAAUUUAAAGUGAUAUAUUCAAAAUGAAUUGUUAAAGAGUCUACAACUUGAAGUCCAUUGGAUUCUCAUCUAGUUCAUCUCUAUAUACAAGGGAUGUGGAGCAUUUAUUGUCAUACAAUUUUCCAAAUUUUUAUCAUCUGGAUUGAAAGGAUAGAGAUCACUAAACAGAAUGGCUGUGAUGUUUCCUUUUCAACACUUCGGAUGGUAUCUGCAUGUCCCACAACAGUAGAAGAGUUGCAAAAUGCCAAAACCCAAAAGAGAUGCGAUAGCCUUGCACUGAUACAGAAAUGUGUUUUACAUACAAAUUUCACAUAUCACUGCGUUAUCAACUUUUCGUUUAAUGAAACAUAUGAAGUUUGCGCGCCUGCAAUUUUUUCUCAAGGGCAUUGCCUUGAAUUUAACAAGCAUGGAAAGGUCAUUCAAGAACUUCCAGACACAGACUGUGUUAAGCUUGGUUGCCCAAAACGAUUCAGAAGUGCAGAUGUACUUAAAUAUGUCCAAUGCAGCAAUUUAGUCAAACAGAAAAUAUCUAAGACUGAUAAAUUCGUCAUCAAGGAUUCUAUUAAGAAUACAAGCACUACAGAUUUCCGGAAAUCAAAGACAACAAGAGGGAUGUACGAAUAUGUGACAUAUAUAUUGAUUGGAGUCUUGAUCAUGAUACCAAUUUCUUAUUUUCUCAUCCGAUAUAUAAGGAAAAAGAGAGGAAAUACUUCAAACGAACAAGAUCACAACGACCCUGAGCAAAUUCCUUUAGAUACAGGAAAUACUUCAAACGAACCAGAUCACAACGACCCUGAGCAAAUUCCUUUAGAUGCAGGUAACUUAACCAGUGAAGUUUCAAAUGUUCAAGAAAUGAAUAUUCAAGAGCUUGCUUUAGCCAAUCUUUCUACAGACUAUGAGUCACACAAAAGAAAGAAGAAGACUACAGAAGAAAGGAGGAUAAGAAAUUCUAGUAUAGAAAGUACUAUAAGUAAUGUGUCUGUGAAAACUGGCUAUGAUGCAGGGAGUUUUUCUUUCUAUCUGAAGAAGUACAAUCUGCAGGAGUGUAAAGAGUCAUUAUUUAACAAUGGAAUAGAUUGUGUCAGGACAUUUUUAGAUCUAGAUAGGGGGAAAAUGCAAGCCUUUGGAUUGAAGUAUGGACAGAUUCAAAAAUGUUUACUAGCAAUACAAGACAUAUCGAAAGAACGUACUUAAAUGUUUAACUGUAGCUAAGUAUAUACAGUGAGGCCUGUCUAAUCCAACAACAUUAAUACCGUAAUACCUGUCGUAUGAAAUCUUGAGAAUGGACAAUACAUGAAUGGGUCGUAUAUGUGAAGACAGAUUAGCAGAAUGUUGAUAUGUAUCUAAUGGUUUUAAAAACGUAUGCUUCAAACUGUUUGAAUAAGAACCUGUUUGUUUACGAUGUUUUAAAACAUAACAAAAAAGCAAACCCUCUUAAUAUGAUGCUGGUUUAAUAUGAUUAUUCCAGUUACAUGAUUGUUGUAACAUAAAACACAUCUCAUUAACUGUCCUUUAAUGUGGAAAACCGCUAAUUACCUAUACUGUACAUGAAGUGGCAUGCGGGACCUGUGCAUUCCAUUACAGUUGGAAAGAGAGAAGAUGGGAUAGGUAAACACUCCAAUGUAAUGCAUCACACAGCUACCUGAACCUGGUAGACUGCAUGUCAUUAUCUUGAUUAAUAAACAGCCUCAUCACAUAGAAAUAUGCAUAGUUUUGUGUAUGUUAGUUAACUGAGCAGUUUUUAAAAAAAAAUUAAUUUUGUGAGAAUUCAUUAUGCUAAACAUUUUAUUUCAUAGAUUGAAUAGAAAAUAUGCUUACAAUACCCACACAUGUACAAGAAAAAGUAAACAUACUGUGUUCAGCGUGACCUGUUGUUUGUAUGAAAAUGUAUAGAUUAUAUACGAAUUCUUCAUGAUUUUAACCCACUUACGUAUUGUGUUGAAAUAGUUUGGAAAACAAGACAUCAUAUUGCCAUUCUGUGCCAUAUAUUGGGAUAUUACUGUGUUCAGACUUAGUGAAAACCUUACAGGAGGAAAACAAAUUGCUGUUAAAAGGAUUGAAUGUGGAUAAAGUUGUUAUAUAAAUGAAUAAUGAUGAUAGUAAAAAGACUUUCAAUUUAUGUAUAUAUAACGUGGGAGAGUGAAACUUUCUCUAAAUGACUGUUAAAGGUACUUCAUUUUAGUAAAGAAAACAAGCAUUUUGCAAGUAUUGUUAGACAAUGAGUCAAGUUUGCGUAAUAUUCUGCGUGAAUUAUCUUAUGCCAGCAGUUUACGCAUUAUCAAAACAAAUAUGCACUAGAAUUUUGAAAUACAUGUAAGUCUAUAAAUAUUGUCGAAAUCCCA
This is a messenger RNA of Ostrea edulis (European flat oyster), 2413 nucleotides long. RefSeq lists its product as uncharacterized. The transcript has 13 exons. Bases 165 to 1265 code for a protein of 366 amino acids. Lineage: Eukaryota; Metazoa; Mollusca; Bivalvia; Ostreida; Ostreidae. The record is from RefSeq and is a predicted model, not a curated record.